CUUUGAAUUUUUCUUCCACGGGCAUUGGAGACGAUUUCUCCUUAGUCUAGUCUCACCUAGUGGACUCGGAAACUCGGUCAACAACGAAUCUUUCCCAGACGACGACGACUUAGAUGGCGAGUUCGAUGAUCCAGAGGAUGUUCAAGCAAGGCACGAAGAUCGUAGGCGUUGGUCUCAAUUACGCUUCACACGCCAAAGAACUUGGCAACGCACUCCCGAAGGAUCCGAUUGUGUUCUUGAAGCCAACAUCUUCGUAUUUAGAAAACGGUGGAACGAUAGAGAUCCCUCAUCCUCUGGAUUCACUUCACCACGAGGUUGAACUCGCUGUAGUGAUUGGACACAAGGCUAGAGAUGUCCCUGAACGGUUAGCCAUGGAUUACAUCGGAGGAUAUGCGCUUGCUCUUGAUAUGACUGCUAAGGAAUACCACGCUACUGCCAUGGCAUCUGGUCUGCCAUGUACACUUGCUAAAGCACAGGAUACCUUCACUCCCAUCAGCUCUGUUCUACCAAAGGCAAUGGUGGUCGAUCCAAAUAACCUGGAACUCUGGCUAAAGGUUGAUGAUGAGAUAAGACAAAAAGGUUGGACAAAGGACAUGAUCUACAAGGUCCCAUAUCUCAUCAGCUACAUAAGUUCUGUAAUGACCCUUUUCAGAGGAGAUGUCAUCUUGACAGGUACACCAGAAGGUAUUGGACCUGUAAAGAUUGGUCAGAAGAUAAACGCUGGAAUCACCGGUCUUUCUGAAGUUCAGUUCGAUGUCGGUAGGCGUGUAAGGCCAUUGUUGAGCUCCUAGUGUUUGUUUGUGAAUCUUUUACAGUGAUUUGUUAUUGUAUAAUCUUCAGUGAUAGAGCAUUCAACUUGAUUUCUUCUCUGGCUAUUGAUCAUGUCUUGUUAACUUGUUGAUCACUAAGAAUGAUGUAUAUCAAUAUUCUUUAAUCAAAGUAUAAACAGUACACCAAGAAA
Molecule: messenger RNA, 961 nt
Organism: Raphanus sativus (radish)
Lineage: Eukaryota; Viridiplantae; Streptophyta; Magnoliopsida; Brassicales; Brassicaceae
Product: probable acylpyruvase FAHD2, mitochondrial
Exons: 7
Coding region: 114-791 (225 amino acids)
Cellular component (GO): mitochondrion
Molecular function (GO): acetylpyruvate hydrolase activity
Source: RefSeq, a predicted model, not a curated record